Molecule: messenger RNA, 459 nt
Organism: Racocetra persica
Lineage: Eukaryota; Fungi; Glomeromycota; Glomeromycetes; Diversisporales; Gigasporaceae
Source: the annotation of a GenBank genome assembly
AUGAUAAAAUCAUUGCCAUUAUCUUCUAAUCUAAAGAUUUUAUCUUCUAAUAUAAAUGUUUCAUCUCCAAACCCCAAUACUUCUGAUUUAGAUAUUUUAUUUUUCAAUUCAGAUAUUACACCUUUAUCAUCUAAAUCAAAAACUAAAAAAAAACAAAAGACAACUACUUUAUCAGAUAGUAGUGAUAAUGAAACUAUACUUUGGCCAAAUUCAACUAUUAAAUCACUACUUGCCUACCUAUCCGAUAAUAUAUUCCUUUAUCAAACAAAUAAAGAUAAAUUUUAUCUUCGUGCUGCUAUGCAUCUUAUCAAAGGUAAAACCGGUAAACAAGUUCGUAAUAAAUUACAAAAUUUUGUAACCAAGUAUAUGAACGAGAGCUCAAAUAAGACUGAUAAAGACAAAUUUGAGUAUAAAUAUAAAAAGGAAAAAGAAAGACUUAAAUUUGAACGUGAGAAGUAG